Solanum lycopersicum (tomato) is the source of this 1012-nucleotide messenger RNA. The record is from RefSeq and is a predicted model, not a curated record. NCBI's taxonomy places the organism in Eukaryota, Viridiplantae, Streptophyta, Magnoliopsida, Solanales, Solanaceae.
CUAACGCUAACUAAGUGUUUAGUUACCAUGCCCAAAAGCCCCAUGCCUUUCCUGGUUGGAUAACCAAAUCCAACCGGCGAUUUCCUACAAGUUUGUCUUUUUUUUGGGGGAAGCUAAGAAAGGACAAAGAAAAAUGAAUAUCAUGUUUACACCGAUCGGAUUUCAAAAAGUCCUUCGACCCUUACGUUUUAUUCAUUCUAUGAUUCUCCUUUCUACCCUUGUUUUGACUACCUGUCUCCUGUCUCAUUGGAUUGGCUUUGAUCCCUACCUUAUUAUAGUGAGGGUCAAAGGUUCCAUUUUACUCCAUGCCUUACGUGCUCUUUUUAGGCUCUUUGGUUUGGAAAUACCUAUCCUUCUUCUUUCGCUCAUCGCUUUGGUAGGCGGUUGAAGCAGCUUUCAAAUGGAGGAUAAUUCCGCUGGAGGAAGGGCGGUGGAUUCAGGGUCGGGGUCGGAUAAUUGGCAAAAGUACCUCAACUUAUCCGAGGAAAAUGACUCCGCCGCAUCAGCCUCUCCCCCGUCGUCCUCUUUUUUCAGAGGACUUUCGGACAUGUCCCCUGCACCAGACCUUGGGGAGGAAGUGCAGCAAGUGAGCCCUACUCAUUCCAUUUCCCAAACGGAUCUAUGGAAUUCACCUUCCUCGUCGGCUCCAACCCCAGGUCAGGAUAAUCAACCGCCCCUGAUCCCAGAGCUCCACCCUCCGCUUCUCGAUGACGACACCCGUCGAGCGGAGCUCGCGAGUAGGUUAAGAACCGUUUUAUGGGGGAAAGCUUAUAGGGAAGAAAUGAUAGACUCCGUUGUUGAUACGCAAGUGCACAUUGAAAAACAUAUUCAAGCUGCACUUGUGGGACGGGACUAUUCGGUUGAGUCUCUUCUUGCGAAGAGGCACCAGAUCAGGGGGCUCAUCUUCUCCCCAAUGGGAGAAGCGCUUAGUGAAAGGACUUACGCUUUGCACCUGAAGGAGAUUCUCCAGUUGGGUACAGUGCAAAGCCUUCCAUUUCGGCGGGUUGAAAGG